CUGUAACGAGUGCCAGAGAACAAGCGGCCAACUUAGGUAUUACUCUUCGUGAACUGUUAGGCCUUGAUGAGGCGCCAGUGAAGGAGGUAGUACUUACAUAUGUGAAGAAUGGGCCUCUCGUCGAGCCUGCGCAGGAAGAGGAUCUACCUUCACAAAUGAAAGGUCUGCUGAACUGGUACAAGGGUUACAUAAAACAUAAAAACGCCAAAGAUUAUAUUUAUGCGGAAGUUGGAUAUGAGCAUCACUUCAAACAAUACUGUGUACAAAUUCAUCUGAGUGAAUUGUUCCAGCUUUUCAAUCUGCGCGAGCUCGACAAAUCUAUCAUCAGUUGCUACGUUCUAUUGAAGAUUAAGGAAUGCAGAGUAAGGAGCAUCCAUGAUGUUGGGUUCAUUGACCCACACAUCGUUAAUGGAUAUACGUUAAAGCAUCACCCCGCCGACGUGGAGAAAGACCUGUGGCGGUUUCUUGAUAAGCAGGAACUCAAAAGUGAUAUUCUAUUUCCUUACCAUUUUGGGUGAGUGUUUAUGUCUUGAGCACAUUCUCUUUUGUUUACUCCAUGCAUGGUAUGUGGCCGGCUAAUCGAUGAG
Lolium perenne is the source of this 587-nucleotide messenger RNA. Lineage: Eukaryota; Viridiplantae; Streptophyta; Magnoliopsida; Poales; Poaceae. The record is from RefSeq and is a predicted model, not a curated record.